Messenger RNA from Lineus longissimus, 9827 nucleotides. Its product is annotated as myocyte-specific enhancer factor 2A-like. Gene Ontology annotation, biological process: positive regulation of transcription by RNA polymerase II; cell differentiation. Bases 405 to 1802 code for a protein of 465 amino acids. Gene Ontology annotation, molecular function: DNA-binding transcription factor activity, RNA polymerase II-specific; protein dimerization activity; histone deacetylase binding. NCBI's taxonomy places the organism in Eukaryota, Metazoa, Nemertea, Pilidiophora, Heteronemertea, Lineidae. The transcript has 12 exons. The record is from RefSeq and is a predicted model, not a curated record.
GCCCAAGAGACGAUUUUGCAGGGACUGGUCAGUAAAAAUAGUAACUAUAUGGUUAUUUUUGUCCAAUUGAUGUUCUAAUUUAGUAUCCGACCUUUCAACAUCGUCGCCAAACUAUUGAUGUACCAAAGGACAUAACCUGAGCGCUGUCACUGCGAUCCUGAAGUCUGGUGACGUUGAAUUAGGACGUUUUGUGCACACUGUCAACUUCGCAAGAGGCCAUUUUCCUGAUCUAAAAGACCGACGUCUCUUAUUGAACCACAAGGUGUAACUGAACAUCUUGGUGAAGGUUGUGUCUGAGUGAUUUUUCUACAACUCUACCUUUCUGGCUUCCAACGAUUUCAUCAUCGACCAAGUGGAGGAUAUCUCAUUAGAGAAAGACUAAAAUAUCAUAAUACAGAGGCAAGAUGGGGCGCAAGAAAAUUCAGAUAUCUCGCAUAGGAGAUGAACGAAAUAGACAGGUCACAUUCACAAAGAGGAAAUUUGGCUUAAUGAAGAAAGCAUAUGAACUGAGCGUGUUAUGUGACUGUGAAAUAGCACUUAUCAUAUUCAAUAGUUCCAACAAGUUGUUUCAGUACGCCAGUACAGACAUGGACAAAGUGCUGCUCAAAUAUACAGAGUAUAAUGAGCCACAUGAAAGUAGGACUAACAAAGACAUCAUUGAGGCCCUAAACAAGAAAGAACACAAAGGCUGUGACAGCCCUGAACCAGAAGCUGACCAGUAUGUCCUCACACCAAGAACAGAAGAAAAAUACAAUAAAAUAAACCAAGAAUUUGACUUGAUGAUUCAGCAAAACCAGUUAGGCACAAGGGCGAUGCAAAGAUACCCCAAUGCAAUGCCAGUCGCAGUCCCGGUUAACUCAGGCUUCUCUGCCCAGGGCAGUCAACAGUCCUCAGGGGUGGUCACCAGUUCCACUGGUCUCAUGCAGCAACUGCCUGCUCAGACGCUUCCACCCCCGAGCCACAGUCCGAGGCCUGGCUCUGCAGGUAUGUACACGCAUAAUGCGAUCUACGCUACCCAGAAUGGGCGACAGUCUCAUAGUCCGGGAGUAGUCAUCAACUCGUCGGGCAUAAUGCAGCUCCCCGCUCCAAGCCACAGUCCAAGACCUAAUUCUACAGGCGGUAUGAUGGACAUGUCGCCCAAUGGUUAUCAGCAAGGUUCUCCAAAUGGUGCUGUUGGUUCCCCUGGCGGGACUGUCAAGCAGUUGUCCAAACACUCCCCACCCACGUCCACUACUGGCCGGCCCAAUCUACGCGUGGUGAUUCCUAGCAGUAGAGGUGAUCUCAGGGAGGGAGAGGGCCAGACAAGGACCAGCACAAACACCUUAGCAACCCCAGUUGUUUCCAUGGUAACUUCAGGUAUCCCGGGAACGGCAUAUCCGUCCGCUGCUUUAACAUCAUUUCAACAUACAGAUUUUUCUGCCGAGUUGGGCCAACUAGGUUUCAAUUCGCCGGGUAUCCUAGCGGGAGGCUGGCCUGGACAAGGCCCAUUAUCAGCUGCAGUCCAAGCUGUGGGAUUGAAUCAUCCUCAGGGGAGCUUAAACCCAUCAGUCUCUCACAUGCAGACGUUAUCAGUAAACACAGUCAAUCAGAGCAUGAACAUCAAGAGUGAGCCGAUAUCGCCACCUAGGGAACCGACGCCAUCUAGUCAUCUCAUGCGACCGCCAUCGGCAGGUCAGGGCCACGUCUCGCCUGCUCAUAUAUCGGGUGGGAGUAAUUCAUCAUCACCGGUGGGAAGUAACGAAUACGAAGGGGGGCCGAUCUCAAAACGGCCAAGAGUGACUUCUGAGGGCUGGUCUACUUAGUCCUCAAUAGGUGGCAGCAGAGGCGUGGACUAUUUUGUGUCAGACAUGUUAUAGACAUUGUGGAGAUUAUCAACACGCAAGCAUGCCCACUGUGUUCACUUUGUAAUGCAUAUUUUAGUCGUUUUCUGUUCAUGUCGAAACAUACCGAGUAUCCAGGUCACUUGCAUCGGGCAUUCUGUAUUCAUGUGGGGAAUUCGGGCAGCCUUCACGCAGUGACAUCUGGGGGAUUUCUCUUAUCUAAAUUAUUUUCUUUAGAACCAAUUGUGAUAUGCCUAUUGAGCUUUAAGAAAUGUUAGCGUCGGAGGCUGUUUGUUUCCUUGUGAUGAUGUUUGCCUGGUGUUUUUUUUGUCGAUCAGGUUGUCAACAUUCCUUAUUAUAAACUGGGCUUAAUCACCAGUUAUAGAGGUAUCAGUUCGGUGUUAAUGUCCCGGUGAACUUGUGCUGUAACUCAGGCCAUCGUAAUUCAAGACAUUUUCUGUAAAGGUCAGUUCAAUCCGACCAAUGCACAUGUAUUCAAAAAGAAAAUAAUCAAAUUGAGGGCGGAUCAUGUGUUAUUAAGAAAUCUUACAUAUCCUGCAUGAAGAUAUCUCAACAAGAUUUAUCUGUUCAUAUGGUUUUCCUUAGAUUUUGAUAGGAUUGUGAAAUUACGAUUUUAAGAAUUUCUGAUGAAUUGCGAAACAACGGUUUUGAAAACUUCUGGAUAUAGCCUGCGGAUUUCUUGAUGGUUUAUUUAUUUAUUUGCGAUGGAAUUUUCAUUGCAAUGGAUGGACGUGGAGGAGAUAUUAGUCACCAACAUUGGUGGCUUUUAAAUGAAAUCAAUUUCGCAGUCCUAAUACUAGAUUGGUCACAAUUUGUCAUGUGUUAUAUAAUCUAAUUGAUUUCUUAUACUCUCCCCUUUUUAAUGGCCUGAGUCUGUCCUAGUCAAUUACACUUAAGACUGUCUGUUAGUUGACAACCUUGAGAUUGAACUUUGAUGUGUAUUCCGGCAGUUGUGAGAUCUGAAUUACAGGCAUUUUGUUACACUGAUAACAAUAAUUAGAUGUCACUGAUGGCAUAGUUUUCAUCUACAGCUGUUUGUACUAGUAGGUAAGGAAUUGUUUCAACACACAUUUUGUCAAAUUCAUCAAUGCACACCUGAAGUUGAGUGUUUUUAUAACUUGGAUACUCGGGAUGUUUAGACAAAUCCGUGCUUUUCCCAGCAGUUUGUCUCUGUUGGGAAUUUAUGUAGAUAUUGUAAGUGCUGAGAGCACCCGUUACGUUUGUCUUGUCUUAAUAAUAGGUCACCAUAUGAGUGAUUAGAUUGCUCACCUUAAGAGGGCGUUGAUGGUCAUUGUAGAUUGCUCAUGUACAGAUGGCGUUUUGGGUCAAUGUAUAAUUGGACCCUGGGGUUCAUUUGUGGGUUUAUUGUCCUUGAAUUUUGAAAACCUGUGUUAUACGAGCUUGUCUACAUAACCAGGUUACUUAUGGUCUAACUUAUCAAUGCUGAUUAGAGCAUUUUUGGGGACAGUGUUAUUUGAAGCGUUGACAUUGUAGAUGUGAGUACCAUGUAGUGUAUUCCAUACAUAAUAUUCAGUCUCCUUUUUGCUGAUUUUGUGACGAUUUGGUGGAUUUUGUGUAAAAUUGUGAGGUCCUCACUCUCUUUAUGUUCUGUGUAAAUGGCUCUGUUUAACUUUACUUUACUUAUCAUAUUAUGAUCUUUAGUAAAAACUGAGAGUUGCUUGGUAACUUUUGAAUUCAGAUGCUCGUGUUUAGUAUUGCACAUGGUGGUUUUCCUCCAAGUCAUGUCAGUACAUUCUCUCUGGGUCAACUCCACUUUGUCAGAUUCUAAUUUUCAUAAGUUUCCUUAAAUCCUUGCCAAUUCUGCGUAAUCGGUUCUGGAAAUUGUUCUUCCAGAUACAUCCCUAUUGUAAAAUAUUUCUUGAAUUUGCUGAUCCAUUGAUCAUGUCUAAUUGAUCUCGAUGUGCUAACCCGGUCCUGCUCAGUGGAAACCUCAACGUUAUAUAGUCAUCAAACUUCCAAUGAGAACGUUUUUGCCAAUGUUUUGCUGUUUUAAAUGCACAAUAAUGCAAUUCUACUCUUUCCAAACUGUGAGUCUUAUCACAGUGAGUGCUAUUGACGGCUAUAGUACUAAAUCUCUGAAACUCCAACAACAGCCCGUCACGAUGAGCCAUUUCCAGUUAUUUUGUGAGUGAGGAUUGUCACUUUUUCUGUCAAAUGUGUGUUCAGUUUGGUGGUUUUUAACUGUUCAGGCAAGUUGUGGGUUGAAAUUUUUUACAAUUUUUAUGAAAUUUGAUUUCCAGUCACGUGACAUUUGAUUUAGAUUCAUCAUGUGAUUGUCAAUCAAGUUGAUGCUGUUGCCCCUCAAUAUUGAAAUGGACCAUAUGCUGUAUUUAUUAUAUGUACAGUUGGUGGAGUUUAUCUUUGUUAAUUGGGGGUGACAGGUCGUUUAUUACAUAACCAUUAUCCUCUGUUGGACUGAGGGGGGCCUUUGAGAAGAAAUGCUGGAAAAUUUUGAAAUCACUUGUAAAGAUUUGAAUUGAAUGUUAUUAUCAUGAUUAUUUGUCGACAUCUGGUGAAGUUCCUGGUUAUCAUUCAUUUCUGUCGACAUUUCAUUGCCCUCGGUCCACAGAGCCCUGUUUGAACCAUCCGUAAACAAGUCAAGUGUGUAGGUGUAAAUAUAGCAUAAAGUUUGUUUUUAUGAUGUGUACAUACAAAACGAUUAUAUUGAACAUCAAUAUUUCAUUGAGACACGCAAACUGCCAGUAGAGAGACAAUAACAAACUCUGUUGGGCAUUGUUCAUAACGUUUGACAAAUUGGUGGCAACUUUCAUCAAUUGACAUUAGGGUGCAGAGAAUUAACAACAUUGUCAAUUCUGCCAUGUCAUCUUUCCCCACCAUUGUUGCAUCAAUGUGAGUGCAUAGUACAGCAUAAUACAUUGCUCUAUAACUGUGUGAGAUUGUGUGUAGAAGGGGUAGAUGUGUAUUUUCAUUCAUUGUAUAUUAUCUUCAUUGCCAUGACACAUAACAUACGCCAAGAUACUUCAUCCUAUGUGUGCCAGUUUCAUCAUUACGUAUUCAGUACUUCAGUGCAUGCAUGAAUGGAGAUCCUGUGUAUGUCAACAUUUCUAUGACAUACACACCAACUCGCGCAGUAUGUCAUAUAACAAUGCUAUAUACAUGUACAUGCAUCCUAACGUCUGCUUGAGUCAUCACGAAAUUGAUGCUGGCCAACCUCGGAUGGAAUAAUUCACAUUAUUCAGUCCUUCAUCUGUGCCCCGUCGAGUGCGUUUGGUGAUACAACUUGAACACUUUGUGCUCCCCCUAAAAUUUCAGCCCCUAUGGCUAAUUAACUUAGCUUGCUACAGCGUUAAUUCAAUUGCUGCUUCCAUCCCGAUCCAUGACUAAUCUUGAAUGAGUUGAGAGCUGAUGUGCAACUUCGUAAAUUGGUAAAUUCUGUAAAUUUGACUGGGAACUUUCUGAUGUAAUGUAUGGGGAAACCAGAGUCGUGGUAUACCUACUCUGUCAGAGGCCACAGCUCUAGAUUUGGUCUAAAUUUGGGGAGGUGACCGAAUAUUCAUUGAUGGAAAUUGGUAUUGUGAUUGAAAGGUCUUUCGAGAAAGGUGCGUUAUCUUUCAAUGAGCAUUUGGUAUUGGUUUGGACUCCCAUCAGCUCACGAUUGGAUAUUUUUGAUCAUGGUUUCAUUUGUCGAAUGCUAGACUGAUUGGAAGAGUCACCCUGUCUAUACAUUGUUUAGGAUAGAACUUGUGUAUCAGCAUGGAAGAUAAUAUGCCUGUAUUGUCACUUGGGAGAUCAUAAUCAUAACUGCCAUGCAAAUGCUGAACUUGUUAUUGGAUGAAAUCGUUUUUGUGUCACAAUAUGCAUUACCAAAUUCGUACCAGUACAGACUAGAAUUUAGGGUUUGACAUUUUACCAGCUAGGCUCUUACCUAUGCCAGUUACUCUGAGGACAGUAAAAAGUAGCUUUAUACUUUUAUGAAUCACAUUUUGAUUUCUGACAAUAUUUCUACCCAGGACUUUGAGGUAAUGCCUAGAAUUCCUCAGCAGCAUUUUUCUAAAAGAUAAGUGUUUGUGAUAGACUUUUCAUGGGCAGUUUUGGAGGUUUUUGUACAUUUUCACAUUUGGUGUGUCGAGUUUGGUUUGCGGCAGAAUUUGGUUGAUUGCAGUGCAAUAAGGAUAGAAACCCUCAGACAUAAUACCUCGGAUUAAACUUGCCCUUAUUAUUAUUGAUCUUUUAAUAGUCAAUUACUUUGAAUUUGUCAUUGUCAGGAGGGUAGGGAAUGCAAUUCAAUUCCUGUGCAGGUUUGCACCAGUGCUACUAAGUGUGAUGUCGAUUCUGAACGGAACUUGAUGGGGUUAUGAAAAACAGAUAAACAAUGCGUUAAAGUUUUUUAAUAUUGUCUACUACCAGGAGAUAAGUGAUCAUGUAAAUAAGAUGUGUUGCCACUGGUGUCACCCUUUUUGACCCACCCAAUCAUGUACAAGUGUUAAUUGUUACCAUGGUGACAUAUAAAUUGAUAUCUUAUUAUGAAAAUGUUGUAUAAGUGGUGGUCAUAAGAAGGUGGCUCCUUCCAUCAUUGCUGCCAGGAAAUGUGUAAAAAACAUUGACAAAUUAAGGUUAUGAUCAAAUUACUAUAUUGAGUUCUUAUAAGUUCACUUUUCAUUCAUCAGCAGUCACUGUGUACAAAGGUCAUUGCAUAACCGACAGAGUCAAAGGAUACUGUGAAAUGUUUGCAAUGCUGUAAGUUGAUGAAUUUGCUCAUUUUCAAUGCGUUUGACACUGCAUUCGCAAAAUCUUAAGAAAAAAUUGCUUGCAAAAAUUUCACAGUAUACAUACAGUAAAGGUCAAAUCUAGGCAUCCUGAUGAAGAUUUUUAGUGCAAAAUAUCUCUAGUAACUAAAACAGAGUCUUCUAUUCUAUCUAUCUGUGCACCGAUCCAAUACAAUUGUAGAUAUAUAUGUCGACCUUCACCCCAGUUUUGCACAUUAUUGUCAAAGAAGCCGCAUUUUGCCAUCUGGCUAUUUGUCCAGACGUUUGGUACAUCCUGUGUAUCGCUUGAAUCCGUGCACAAUUUUGUUGUAAUUGUUGAUGUUUCAAUAUUAAAAAGACGUUUGGUUGCUUGUUUGACUAACAGGUAUAUUUGAUGUGUCUGUUAUGUAUCGUGUGACUGGGAUAUGCAACUAUAUAAUAUGUACACGUUUUGUGUACAGCUGGUAUCUGCUGUGAACAGUGUACAGUUUGUUGUACAUUGGUUCUGUCCCUCAUUGUUUCACUGUCAUUGUCAUUCUCCCAUAGCAUGCCUAAAAUACACGCACACAAAGCCCAACCGAUAUUGAACCCCACGCCAGAGCAUGUUAUGGCAGUCAGAAAGUCGAUGUCUACCUGUCAUUCUGGCCCUGGUUGUUUGAAAACAUGUUAGCUCGUAAUAUCAUGUUGACAUCGUGGUGCAUGUACAUCAAACAACCUGUCAUCAUUGGCACAAUUUUGACAAAGCUUUGUGUGAGUGUAUUUUAAAAGUUAUCCAAUGGCAUGCUAUUUGAGGAUGGUCAUCAUUAUCAGGUCACAGAUGCACCCUUCUAUUGACAGGUCAAUUUGUCAAAUUUGGGUACUCCUUAAGAUGUGCUUCUGUGGCCAUGUUCUCAAGGUAUCUUACAAAUAUAACAUGACUAACAUCUUUGGUCAUGAAUUUCAUUUCCAUUUGGGCCUUUUUAUAGAGCAUGGGUCAUGGAGAACAUGUCACUGUUGAGACCUAUUAUAACAAAGGUCUGCCUCGCUGCGUUGGAUACGAGGGAUAUGAUGCCAUUCUAUUGUAAAUAUCUUAUCAUACAAUCACCCAGGCUCUAAAGAGGAUGGGUGGGGGGAGGGAUAAGUGACGGAAUUGUCCUGCAUCCGUGUAAGAUACCUUUGAAGAAACUUAUUAAGUGAAAAACUAGGGCUUUUUAUAUACCAGUGCAGUAUAAAUUUGCUGUCACUGGUUAUCAAAGUUGACAUUUUUUAUUACUUUGUAAAUUGAUUGAUACCAAAGGUAACUGAAUGAAUAAUGAAUAUUUGUUACCUGACAAAAACGUAAUGAUCAUAUUUUAAUUUUUCUAGAUGCUAGAAAAAGUUUGUUACACUGUAUAGAAAAUCUAUUUUGAUAAAAGGACAUUCCCGGGCCUGUUGAGCGUUCUCACAAUAAUAUUCUUUUCGCUCUUGAUGUAGAUAAGGUAAAAUGGCGUUCCUCUGCUUUGGAAUUAGCCAGUCGUAUUUGAUUUGGUCGACUUCUUCUCGACAGGUGCUGUGAAGUUGAAAAAACAUAGGCUCUGUACCCGUCUCUUGAAUGCUUGUGACGCAUGUCCUGAAUUCCACUCAUGUGCGUCUGCCUGUAUUUCAAGUAUUAGUUUGUGCGAAAUUAGUGAAAUAAAACACCCACAAAAAAUUGGCGGUUAACAGGAGUUUCCUGCAUUGGCGAGACGGGUAUCUGGUUGACUUGAGAAAUUAGCCAAAAACGUGAACAUGCAGGUUUUACAGAAUUUGGGUUUGUGGAGAACUUUAAUUGACUGAGGCUUGGCAAACAACUUGUUGUCAGUUGAUGAAAUGAAACAGUACGUUUUUCUCUGAUUUUUUUCUUGCCACUUCGUAAAAAGGAGCAUUUUUUUCCAAAGAGAAUUGAAAAAGUUAUAUUUGGGUCUAACAAUCAUAGCUUUAAAUUACAUGUAAAAACUUAUGAAAAUUAUAUCAAGUGUGGAAAUGUUCCAAAUGAAGAAAACAAUAUUAUUAUAUUGAAUUAAGAGAAUAGUUGUCAGAAUGAUUUAUAAUUUGGCAGCAAUAGUGGUGUGGACUGUAAUCAAGUCUUAUUUUGACCGGCAUCUUUGAACUGAGAUAUGGGGUGGGGGGGGGGGUGAGUAGCAUUCUGUUCUGUUGUCGGCAUGAAAGUGCUGUAAACGUCUUCAUUUUAAAAGUGAAAUGGUAAAGGAUUGACACGUAAACUUGAUGGAGGGGCGGACUAUCGACUAAUGAGGCCUAGCCUGCUGAGAAAAUGAAGGUGUUAACAGCAUGCAUAAAGAAAUUUGGAGGAAUUUGAAUUCCGAUGAUUCGUUCGUUUUUGGAGGUAAAAUGAAUAAUUGACAAUGGUUCAUAACAAGUGGCAUGCUUUUGUUUCAUUACCUGUACCCAAACGACGUUUUGUGUGCCUAACUUAUUUAUGUUGUCUAAUUAAAGAGGCAAGACAUUGGGAGUUGUUAUUGCAUGUGUUUGAGUGUUUGGCUCCACAUACUGUCGUUUUUUGGCUUCAAUACUUCUAUUAUGAUGUUGCUUUGUUGGGAGGUUCACUAAGGCAUUGAUACAUGUAGAUGGCAGCACUUGCCAGCGAUGACAAAUGCUUGAAUGACGUUGCUUUUUAGGGAGCUCAACAACCUGGUGGUCAAUAGCAGUAAAGUCACUCCUGUCAAAGAAGAAACUGGUGAUUGAUACAGGCUGGUGUUGCUAUAUGUACCGGUCUUUUCUUUGGCAAUGGCUUUGAGUCCAGAUAGAGUGUGUAUAGUCUCCCAUCUAUUAGUGAUACAACCACAAUAUUUUCCACCACUUGUAUUUGUAGAAAUUCCAGUAUAUCAGGACGUAAGUUGGUACGAUUUUCAUUUCAAUGUUACCAGUAGGUGUACUGUACCUUUGAGGCUUACAGUAUCUUACUGUAACAUUGACUUGAGCCCAAAAAUAGUCGCAAGUUGAAAUAGUCGUCCCCGUAAAAUCAGACCUGUAAAAUUGUUCUUUGUCCCCGGCUCCUUGACCAUAUGUUAAUAUACAAUUGUGCUUUGUCUGCACUGUGGAAUUUUAGCCAUGUUGCAAUACACCCCUUAAUCACCACUUGGCCGUAGUGAUUUUAUAUGGAUCUUUCAAUUUGAGUAGCCUAGUGUAAAUUGUAGUGAUUGUACUUUCUGGAUUGUUCUAGAACGUUUUCAUACAAACAACAUGUUAGAACAUACUGUGUAAUGACCAUUUUUAGUAAGUAAAAUGAAAAUCUUUUGCAUGA